Molecule: messenger RNA, 3044 nt
Organism: Musca domestica (house fly)
Lineage: Eukaryota; Metazoa; Arthropoda; Insecta; Diptera; Muscidae
Gene: axed
Exons: 4
Coding region: 691-2055 (454 amino acids)
Biological process (GO): neurogenesis
Cellular component (GO): cytosol
Source: RefSeq, a predicted model, not a curated record
AGUAAUGCCACUGGCACAAAGUUUCAAACAUUUUCCGAAUUUUCAAAGCAACACAACACUCGAAAAAUACAAAACAGAUAUUCUCAACGGAAAAUUCAUUCAGAAUUUUUUGUUGUCUCUUGUUAAUUUGUUUAUCGCGUAGCCUUUGUGGCUGCUGGCGCCGUUGCUCGACGUCGGCGUCUCCGUUUGUGGCCUAGUUGUUGUUGUUAUUGGCCAUCUUUGUUUGGUGUGAGUGAGAUUGGGCAACUUCGAAAUCAGCAACAACAGAAAAAUUCUUGUAUACGGUUUUCAACGGUCACACCGAACUGCACGCAGCGAGUCGAACGCGGAAACAAGUGGAAAAUCGUGAGGAAAACAACAAAAUCGCGUUUAGUGAAAAUAUUUUCCAAAAAAAAAGUAAAUUUACACAACAAAUCUUGUGUUUUUAUUUCGAGUGAAAGAAAUUCAUACAAAAAGAAGUGAAAUUUCCCAAUCACAGCAGCAGCAACAACACAACAAUAAUAAUAGGAAAACGCUAAACCCCAGUUAGUUCAAUACGACGACACACGACUCCAACGAUUAACACUGCCUUCGAUGACGAUACAUUGCUGAAUCCCGGUUCAAACACUACUGAAAGCAAUUUCCUCAAAGACUUCAAAGUCUGAGUUCCAGAGUUCAAAAGCUCAGUCCACCGACUCUAAAGAUAAGAAAAUGGUCCUGCCAUUCGGCCUAGGUUCGGAUGGACACCAUAAUCCGGAUGGCAGUGCAGACGGCAAGAACAAGGCGGCCACUAGUACGGCCGGUGGUGGCGGCGGUGAUAGCAGCAGCAAUACUGCAACUAGCAAUACUAACCGAACAGUGGCCUAUGCACCCACGGCGCCACCCUACUUUGGGCGGGCGCACACAAAUGUGUCGACCGGUGUACCCGUAAUUCCGUGUCCCUACAUUGACUUCAUAAUUGUCAACGGCGACGAUCGCUAUAUGAUACGGUGCGAACGAAAAGCCGUACUGGAGAAUAGCGUGGAGCUGGCCAAACUGAUCCAUGCCGGCCCCAACAGCGGACGCAAAGGUGAUAAUCAUUUUCAGAUCUCAAAUGUAGAUAAACAUGAUUUCGAACUUGUCAUACGAUUUUUGGAAACAAAAUUUGUCAAAUAUCGUGAUCAUUUGCAUAUAUUGAAAAUCCUUGAAUUGGCUGACCGAUACAAUUGUCCCGAUUUGAUUAUACACUGCAUUCGAGAAUUGGAUCUGCAGCUGAGCAGUGCAACGGUGAUCGAUGUGUUUCGGGCUCUGUGGUUCUACCAGGGCAUCACGCCGACCAAUCCCCAUCAGAUCGGCUCGGUUAUAACGACACAGGAGUUGGCCUCGAAGAAGAGCAAACGCAAGGCCCACCAGCAAGCCGUUAUGAAUUCAACAAGUGCCAAUCCAAAUUCCGCUCCGAGCACAAACUCAACACAGAUACCCGCCCCAAACCCGAAUCCCUUCACAACCGAAGACUACGGAGUUGCCUUGCUGCACAACGCACUGCAACUCAUUGACAUGCAUGCGGAACUGAUACUCAGCAAACCGGAAAUGAGUGAAUUGCGUUUUGAGGAGUUGGAAAUGAUUGCGAAACGCGAAGCCUUGCAACUGAGCACAGAACUGACACUUUUCACCUGCCUAGCCGACUGGAGCAUAGCGGAGUGUAGCCGUAAAAAAAUCGAUGCGACAGCGGAAAAUCGUCGUCGUGUUCUGGGGCCACUCUGUUUGACGCCACGUUACUGUCUGAUGACAGCUGCUGAGUUUCGUAAAGCGUGUGACCGUGUGGAACUAUUGAAUCCCCUAGAGACGUCCUUAGUUAGUGACGCCAUUGAAGGUAAAAAACUGAAGAAUUUAACACCCGAACAAAGUCAAUUAAUGGACAAGUUUCGAACGGCACGACCAGAGUUUGCCAAAAUGCCGAUACAUCUGAGCGAUCGCAGCAAUCCGAAAAACUAUCCGAAAAAGAUGAGACGAGCUGAAAAGGGUGUCACCGAAGAGGGAUGCUGGGAGAACUUUGGUCUGAACUGUCUGGCAGUGUUUGCGUGUAUUUUCGAUUGAGAAUAAAUUCUCCAUUAGAGAAAGAGAGAGUUAGGGUAUUGGAGAUGACUGCAAUACCUUGUACGAUUUUUCCAGUGAAACAUCAAUGUGAAGUCUUGACCCAUGGACGUUAGAUUUAGCAUUCACAUCGACUUUAAGUUCAUCAACCCAUCCAUCCAUGCAUCCUUUUGAGUACUUCUAAUUUCAGUUUUCAUUACUAUUUUCAGACACAAGUACUUACAAUCAUGUUCACACUCCCACACCUUCACUCAUGUAUUUCCUUCCAUCUCACCGUAGCCCAUGGACAACCCAGUGCAAUACCCUACAUAUGGUAUUUUAUAAAUUCAUUUAUGUAAACUGAUCAAGCAACAUGCAUUCGAGAUUAAGCAGCGAAUCUGGAUUUGUUUCGGAAUCUGAGUAUCUGUUACGUUUCAAAUUAAAUCAAUUCGUUAUAUUUGUUAGAAAUGAGUUUUUAUUGAAAUAUUUAAUCUACAUUGUUGAGAUGUUGACUCCAACGAGUCUGUGCUUUAUUUUCUAGUCAAAUUUGUUAUGUGUUUUCAAACACACACCCACACUCGCACACGCCUGACAUCCAGUAUCACAAUGGCAUACAAACAUAUUCAAGUUUAUUUAGUCUAGCAAAUAUUGUUAUUCCAUUAUUUUGUUAAUAAUUUAUUUUGAUAAAUGAAACCUCGUUUAGCGAUCGACAUAAAUGCAGGAGAAUGAAUGGAAGAGGAAACAGAUUGAAUUCGAGGUCAAGUUAUAUUUACAAGUCCUCGCACAAUACGAAUGCAGUUAAGCGAACACAUUUGGAGUCAAAAUACAUUUUAGCCAUAUUAAUAAUGUCAAUACACAAAUAUACACAUAUACUUACUUAUAUCAUAUACCCACACACACACACUCACACACUUGCAUACAUUUAUUGUAUUAGAACAUACAGAGAAUUUAGUUACAAGGAAUUAAUAAAAAACAAACAUUUUGUAAAUAAAAUUCUUAUUGAGCUUUCAAAA